AUGACCAAGACCUUCUACGAGACAUGGGAGUCCAAGACACUUCAAGUAGCCACGUUAUCUCGUACGAUAUCAACCACCAUCGAAACAGUGAUCGUGGAAGCGUAUUCUACGUCGACAGGAGAGGUUGUGGUCGAAGGCACGAAGACGGAGUUGACAACCGUUGAGGCUGUCAGUUCGGGUGUAGACUGUUCGGAGGCAGGAAAGUGUUGCGCUGCUUGUUCAGCUACAGCUGAGUCUAUCGGCGUUGAGACGACGACUUCAACUCUCGUGGGAACAUACACGACUGUCGAGGAGUAUGUGUCUUCUGCCGGGGGCUCAUGGGUGCCAGCCGAGUCUCCCUCUGGGACUGCAGUCGCCCCUGGCACGGAGGGCUCAACUCCCACAGCCUCAGACACACUUACAGAGACAACAACACUAUCUGCAUCGCACGCGGAGUCGGAGACAGCCGGUCCAACGUCCGUCCAGACUGCGGGAGCCGCCCAUGUGACGGCAGCUGUAGGAAUAGGGGCUAUUUUCGGUCUAAUGGGUUUGUUGGCUUGA
Fusarium musae is the source of this 540-nucleotide messenger RNA. RefSeq lists its product as uncharacterized. The transcript has a single exon. The coding region runs from base 1 to 540 and encodes 179 amino acids. Lineage: Eukaryota; Fungi; Ascomycota; Sordariomycetes; Hypocreales; Nectriaceae. The record is from RefSeq and is a predicted model, not a curated record.